AUGUGGAUUCAUAUCAAUUGUUACUGCCGUAUUUGCGCUGGCCGCAACGUUCCUUCAAGCUCGUCUGUCAGUCCCCUUUCUGUUUCUUUCCACCACCGUACUGCUCUUGACACUCCACCCAGUCCUCUUUCGCCGGCUCUGUCUUUUACGGAUAGCUUCUAUCUUCCUAGCCCUGUCUCGCCUGUUGUUAGCUUCGCUGAUGAGCCUUUGAGCCCUGUUUCUCCUAUCGCUCUCGAGCCUCUCAGUCCAUUCAAUGAGUCGAGUACUGCUCCUCCUUCACCUGCGCUCUCCAUUGCUGAGUUGACACCUGAGAAUUUCCCUUCUCCGGUUUCUCCAAUCAACACUGAAUAUGUUUGGGAUCUUUGUAUCAUUCCCUCCGUUUCUGCCAAGUCCUCCAUCUUUGCAGCUCAGUGGCGUGACGAGACUUCGCUUCCCUUCAACGCUCCCGCUACUCAGGUCAACGAUCAAGAAGUCAGUCCCACCACUCUCCCCAACGGCAAAAAGGCACCUCCACCACUUCCUCCAAGACCUAUUCCCCGUCGCCCCAAAAGAUCUCCAUUGCUCACCUCCAAGUUCUCCUGGGGCAGCACACCCACAGCAUCGCCUUCUCUGCAAUCUCCCCUCGAUAUUAUUUCUGCUCACACCGUCAAGUCUGAAGAAGCACCACCGAAAUUCGGGAAUAAACCUUGGUGGGAAAACAUUGCUCCUGUUUCUGUUCUUCCUUCGCCUACACUCAGUGCUCACUCCUUCAGCGGAUUCUCCGAAGCUUUUGUUUCGCCCACGACCUCUGCAUUCGACUCCCCUUGCUCUUCUUCACCCACUUACCCACCAUUUACUUUUUUAGGAUCGAGGGAUGUUCGCAAUAUCUACUGGACUUUUGCGACUCCGAGUACUGCUGCUGAAUAUUUCUCCAUCUUUGGCAGUUUGCCCUCUGAAGAUGCUUACGCUUGGAUACGUUACCCGGUGCCUGGUCCUCAUGGCUUGUGUGACUAUGAUGAUGAGGAAGAUAAUACCGACGAUGACGAAUCUGCUCAUUAUGAUUGGGAUGCCGCCCUUCAUGUGAGGAAUCCCACUGCUGGUGAUGUGUUUGAUCCGUUUGCUGAGGUUGACGAGUUGUUGGCUUUUUAUUGCGAUGAUUAUGAGGAUACUUCUCUCAUCUCUUUUGAGUCCCUUUCUGAUGAUACUUCUUACCUUUCUUUUGACGCUGAUGAGUACUCUGGUAUCACGGCAGAUGCUGGUAUCGCUGAUACCGCUGAGAUGCAGAGAGCGAGAUAUGUUGAGAGCUUCCUUGUUGGGUCGGUUGUUAGUGCUGUCAAGGAGGUUUGUGUUGAGGAUGUGAGAGUUGGAUCACUGGAUGCAAUUCUCGCUGGCAUUUUCUAA
Molecule: messenger RNA, 1380 nt
Organism: Aureobasidium namibiae CBS 147.97
Lineage: Eukaryota; Fungi; Ascomycota; Dothideomycetes; Dothideales; Saccotheciaceae
Exons: 2
Coding region: 1-1380 (459 amino acids)
Source: RefSeq, a predicted model, not a curated record